This is a messenger RNA of Lindgomyces ingoldianus, 1467 nucleotides long. RefSeq names its product putative mitochondrial cytochrome b2-like protein. The transcript has 4 exons. NCBI's taxonomy places the organism in Eukaryota, Fungi, Ascomycota, Dothideomycetes, Pleosporales, Lindgomycetaceae. The annotation marks the transcript as partial. Gene Ontology annotation, molecular function: oxidoreductase activity. The record is from RefSeq and is a predicted model, not a curated record.
AAAAUGGCAGACCUACCCUGGAUAUCAGUUGAAGAGGUAGAGCGACACUCUAAACCCGAGAGCUGCUGGCUCGUCGUCAACACCCAGGUGUGGGAUCUCACUGAAUUUACACCAAACCAUCCAGGUGGUGCUGAAGUGAUCUACCGGUACGCGGGCUGUGAUGCCACGACUGAGUACAACGCCAUUCACGCCCCUUCCCUGCUAUUGGAUACACUCACCUCCACAAAGCUGGUCGGAAAAUUGGAGACUGGCAUUAACAUUCCGGAGCAAUGGCGCAUCACGUCAACGAACAAUUCCAAGGAUUCCCGACCCAAGCCUCCGCUCGAAACGCUGAUAAAUGCCCACGACUUCGAGAGAGCAGCAUCCCGAGAUUUUUCCCAGAAAGCAUGGGCAUACUACUCCUCUGCCGCCACCGACCUCAUUACCCUUAAUGCGAACAAAUCCUUCCUCGAUCGUAUUUGGUUCAGACCGCGUGUCCUACGCAACGUUCGCAAUGUUGAUCUUCGAAUACGUAUUCUGGGUAGUACCGAUCUAUUCCUGCCAUUCUUUGUAAGUCCUGCUGCAAUGGCUAGGCUCGCUCAUCCUGAGGGAGAGAGGGCUAUUGCCGCCGCAUGCAGUGCAAAGAAUGUUGCGCAAUGUGUGUCUACCAAUGCCUCGUUUCCACUCAAGGAGAUUGCCAAAGAUACAAAGCAUCCGAUUUUUUUCCAGCUUUAUGUUGACAACUCCCGUGAGAAGUCCGAGUCCCUUCUCCGCGUCUGCCACGAGGUCGGAGUUAAGGCUAUAUUCGUAACAAUUGAUACUCCAAUGGCCGGGAAGAGGGAAGCCGACGAGCGAGUCCGUACCAACCAGUCAAUUUCCACCCCCAUGAGCGGAGUGACAGCCAAAAAUGACGCCAAGGGGGGAGGGUUGGCUCGCACCAUGGGCAAUUUCAUAGACAUGUCUCUUAAUUGGGACGACUUGAAAUGGCUGCGAAGUGUCACUCAUCUCCCUAUCAUUCUCAAAGGGAUUCAGAGCGCUGCAGAUGCCCAGCUGGCCAUGCAACAUGAUGUUCAGGGCAUCAUGAUUAGCAAUCACGGAGCGCGGAACUUAGACACUUCACCGCCGUCAAUUCUUGUUCUCUUAGAAUUGCACAAGUGCUGUCCUGAGAUAUUUGAUACGCUUGAAGUGUAUCUCGAUAGCGGAAUCCGGCGUGGAACAGACAUUUUGAAGGCAUUGUGUCUUGGCGCAACAGCUGUCGGGAUUGGCCGACCAUUCCUUUAUUCGCUGAACUACGGCCGUGAGGGUAUCGAACACUUAAUAGAAAUUCUUCGUGACGAGUUGGUUACGUCUAUGCGUAUGCUUGGUGUAACAGAGCUCUCACAGCUGCAUCCGGGACUGGUCAAUACUCUGCAGAUAGAUGACGCUGUCCCGGGCACCGUUGGUCAUCCGUAUGCUAGGUGGAGAAGGGUGCUUCAAGCAAAAGUGUGA